AUGACAUCCGUCGGCCCUCGCAAGACCUUCAGGACAGUGAAAAGUAUGUUCCAACGCAUAUCGGAAAAUUUGAAAGAAGAAUUGAAUAUUACUCGAAGUUGGUCGCAAUGCCAGAAUCGUUAUAAAACUAUAAUGCGACGUAAGAAAGACGCUGUUAAUAAUAAUAAUUCAACGGGUCGAAAUCGUAUAACUGUGCUUUAUGAAGCGGAAUUAUCAGAAAUAGCGACUAAGGAUGACAGUAUCCUACCAGAGGUACUGAUGGGUACAAAACGUACAAUUCUUAACAAAAAGACUCCUGAUAAUUCCUUGCUAGAAAAUAUAAAUGACAAUGAUGAGAAGCAAUCAAAGAUAAAAAGGAAGAAAAAGGAGGAUACAUCCAUUAAUAAUAUUUUGAAAGAAGCUUACGCCAAAAAAGAAGAAGGUAAAGAAAGAAGGCACAAGGAAAAAAUGGAACUCUUAAUGAAAUUUAUAGAAAAACAAGUUGGUCCUUUGGAUGCAUGA
Molecule: messenger RNA, 501 nt
Organism: Camponotus floridanus (Florida carpenter ant)
Lineage: Eukaryota; Metazoa; Arthropoda; Insecta; Hymenoptera; Formicidae
Exons: 2
Coding region: 1-501 (166 amino acids)
Source: RefSeq, a predicted model, not a curated record